AUGAGCUUGAAGACAGCUCUAAGUCGAAUUAGAUCCAUACCUGAACUUCAAAAACGGUAUAACAUCUUCAUAAAUAUUGAUCCUUCGGCGGAGAAACGAUUAGUGGAUAACGCUGACAAGGAACUACCACUUUCACACUUGGUUGCCGGUAUCAAGGACAACAUAGUGACCAAGGAUCUACCGACAACAUGUGCGUCCAAAAUAUUAGAGACCUAUCAGUCGCCAUAUGAUGCUACUUGUGUGCGAAGAUUGCGGGAAGCUGGUGUAGUGAUUGCAGGAAAGACUAAUCUUGACGAGUUUGGGAUGGGAUCGGGUGGUAUCCACUCGCAUUUUGGACCCGUGCUGAAUCCCCUGUAUCCUAGUACCAAGAUAACAGCAGGUGGUUCAUCUUCAGGUUCUGCUGCUGCUGUUGCAGCUGGAGCAGUUGAUUUUGCACUUGGAACUGACACUGGCGGAUCAGUGCGAUUGCCAGCUGCCUUCAAUGCUGUUUUAGGAUUUAAACCAUCUUACGGUCGAAUCUCCAGAUAUGGUGUUGUUGCGUAUGCCCAAUCGCUUGAUACUGUAGGAAUAUUGUCAAAAGGUAUGCCUGUCUUGCGCAAAGUUUACAAUGUUCUCAACGAGUAUGACUCGAAGGAUCCGACUUCAUUGAGUAACGACUUAAGGAAGAAGGCUAAUAAACUUUUUAAAGAAAAGGGAAAGCUCCGUAUAGGUAUUCCUCAAGAAUUUCUUCAAGCUUCAAUCUCCGCAGACUACAAGAACCUAUUUUUUCGAUUUAUUAAAGAGCUAAUGGAUAUGGGGCAUGAAUUUUACCCAGUUACUAUUCCUUCCGUCAAAGAUUCCCUACCUAUAUACUACACCCUCUCACCGGCUGAAGCUGUAUCUAACCUCUCCCGAUAUGAUGGUAUAAGGUAUGGAACAAGAGCUGACACGACAGAUAUUGAAAACGGAACACUUUUUGCGCCAACAAGAGCUAACUUUGGUAGAGAAGUUCAGGAUAGAAUCAUUUUGGGAAACUAUAACCUGUGCUCUGAGACUUUCAAAAACAAUUAUGUGAAGGCGCAAAAGUUAAGAGUAGGCCUGAUGAACGACUUUGAUGAGAUUUUUAGAGGUCCUAACAUCAUUUCAAAUUCAAAAGGAAAUGUUUCUGGCGUCGAUUUGAUCAUCAGUCUUACAGCCACAGGCCCUCCUUCUACAAUUGAAUCAUUCACCAGCGCCGAAAAUUCAUCGCCAACCAAUGAGUAUUUGAAUGAUGUCUUCACUAUGCCAAUGUCUUUAGCAGGUCUACCUACUCUUUCCAUCCCGCUUGGUAAUGAUGUUCCUCUUGGCGUUCAAGUCACGGCGCAAUUCGCAGAUGAUGAAACUGUGCUGAAUUUCGCUGAUAGAAUUGUAAAUUAG
Messenger RNA from Torulaspora delbrueckii, 1395 nucleotides. It is a transcript of the gene HER2, whose product is annotated as glutamyl-tRNA(Gln) amidotransferase subunit HER2. Gene Ontology annotation, biological process: mitochondrial translation; glutaminyl-tRNAGln biosynthesis via transamidation. The record is from RefSeq and is a predicted model, not a curated record. The transcript has a single exon. NCBI's taxonomy places the organism in Eukaryota, Fungi, Ascomycota, Saccharomycetes, Saccharomycetales, Saccharomycetaceae. Gene Ontology annotation, cellular component: mitochondrion; glutamyl-tRNA(Gln) amidotransferase complex. Gene Ontology annotation, molecular function: glutaminyl-tRNA synthase (glutamine-hydrolyzing) activity. The coding region runs from base 1 to 1395 and encodes 464 amino acids.